UCACUUCAUUACAAUAUGUUAUGUUAAGAACGUGAUAAAACAGUGUCUCUCACCUUUGACUAAAACAAUCUUGUCUUCAUGGUUAAAGUUGCAGUCAUCGGCGCCGGAGUUUCCGGUAUGGUUGCUGCCAAGGAGCUACAGCAAGAAGGCCACAACGUCAUCGUUUUCGAGAAGAACAACCGUGUCGGAGGAACCUGGAUAUACACCUCUAAAUCAGACUCCGAUCCUCUUAGCAUUGAUCCAACCCGAGAAACAGUUCACAGCAGCGUGUACCUCUCACUACGCACCAAUCUUCCAAGACAUAUCAUGGGGUUCUUAGAUUACCCUUUGUCCAAGCGAGAAUCUGGUGAUCCGAGAACGUUUCCGGGUCAUGAAGAAGUGCUUCGUUUUUUGGAGGAAUUUGCAGAUGAGUUUGGGAUUCAUGAGUUGACCCGGUUUGAAACGGAGGUGGUGAAAGUUGAGAGGAAAGGAGGGAAGGAUUGGGUUGUUGAGUCGAGGGGAGGUGACUCAGUGAGUCGGGAAGUGUUUGAAGCUGUUGUUGUAUGUUCCGGUCAUUAUGUAGAACCGAGACUUGCUGUUGUUCCUGGUAUUGAAAACUUUGGUGGCUUUCAAAUGCAUUCUCAUAAUUAUAGAGUUCCUCAUUCUUUCAAAGACCAGGUUGUGAUUUUGAUUGGGUUAGGAACUAGUUCAUUUGACAUCUCAAGAGAUAUUGCAAGACUAGCGAAGGAAGUUCAUGUUGCAACAAGACCAAAACCAGAUUUGAAGGGUAGGAAGUUAGAAAAUGUUCGCAAUAUAUGUUUCCAUACUUUGAUUAAAUGUGUCUAUGAAGAUGGCUUGGUUGCCUUUGAAGAUGGAUUCUCUAUCUAUGCAGAUGCCAUAAUUCAUUGUACAGGGUACAAAUACCACAUUCCUUUCCUAGAAACAAAUGGAACAGUAACCAUUGAAGAUAAUCGUGUUGGGCCACUAUACAAACACGUUUUUCCUCCUUCACUGGCACCAUGCCUCUCUUUCAUUGGUUUGACCUUUAAGGAAAUUACUUUCAGUGUGAUUGAGUUACAAGCCAAGUGGAUUGCUAGGGUUUUAUCUGGUAAGGUUCUUUUACCUGAUGAAGAAGAGAUGAUGGCUUCUAUUAAAGAUUUCUAUCAAUCCAUGGAGGAAAAUGGGCUAUCCAAGCGUCAAACUCAUUCGCUUCGUCCAUUACAAGGUGACUACAAACAUUGGCUAGUGGAACAGAUUGGGCUGCCUCCAUUGGAAGAUUGGAGGGACAAUAUGUUGAUGGAGUGUUUGAAGAAUUCAAUUGAAAUGAACGAAAUGUUUAGAGAUGAAUGGGAUGAUAAUUAUUGGGAUGCUAUCAUACAGAGUGGAUCAGCUUCUUAACAAGCAAAAACAUUGAAUGUUCCAUUUUUUUUUUUUGAGGGAACAUUGAAUGUUCCAUGUUGAUUGUUAAAUUGGUGUGUCUCAAGAUCAUGUAUUGAACAAAUUAAACAUUUAUUAUUUUAUUUAAAUAACAAUAUAUGAUCAACUAGUGUGAAAAA
Medicago truncatula (barrel medic) is the source of this 1535-nucleotide messenger RNA. RefSeq names its product flavin-containing monooxygenase FMO GS-OX-like 3. The coding region runs from base 79 to 1377 and encodes 432 amino acids. Gene Ontology annotation, molecular function: NADP binding; flavin adenine dinucleotide binding; N,N-dimethylaniline monooxygenase activity. The record is from RefSeq and is a predicted model, not a curated record. Lineage: Eukaryota; Viridiplantae; Streptophyta; Magnoliopsida; Fabales; Fabaceae. The transcript is spliced from 6 exons.